UUGUGCGCCCGCCCGCCGCAGCGCGCACUACACUAACGCGCGCCAAAUUUGAAAAUUCAAAUACCGAACACUCGAAUUUUGAAAAUCGAACGUUGUGUUUUUGUCAACAAUAGUGCAUAUCUCUGUGUUGUGUUCCAAUACUAAAGUGACGUUUGUAAGUUGCCAGUGUCUCCGUUUGGGGACCGACUUUCACCUACUUAAAGUUUUUGCAAGCGCUUAGGCCCAUUUGAGGCCUUAGCCGGGGGAGAGAUGGUGUCACGACGGCGAAUUCUGUCGCGUUCACGAGACGACCUCACACAGGCUCUCACAAACCAAAUGGAGGAGGAGGAAGACGUCUGGUAUCAGAAGGAUAAGCUAUAUAAGGAACACAUACAGGAAGUGCUAGACAAAUGGACACAGAUCGAUGAUGAAAUUUGGGCGAAGGUGAUUGUAUUUGAAAAAAAUAGACGCGUGGCGAAAGCAUACGCGCGUGCGCCGGUGUUAACUAUAAAUGGAUCAGAUGACGGAUUUGACGGCAUGAGAAUUGGCCUUUGCGGAUUCGAUAACCCACACAGAGAUCAGAAGACAGACGAAUUAAAAAGACAUAUAGGACAGGGUGUCAAAAUAAAGAUGGACGACGCCGGUAACAUACUCAUCAGGCGCUACUCCAAGAGUAGUGUGUUUGUGAAGAGUACGGCAGCCACAAGCAACGAGGAAACUGCAAUAGGACAGGAUAUACUCAAGCUACCCGGCUACUCGCUCGAACAGGAGAAAAUUUUCAAAUUAUUCGACAUGAAGAAAUUCCAGUCAAACGUGAACCGUGAGCUUCGCCGUGCAUACCCUGACCGCAGACGGUUGGAGACGCAGUGCCUCAGUGCAGUAGCAUUUGUCAAAUCGGACAGCGAACUGCUCGAGUGUCCCAUAUGGGUGUUAGUCAUCAACGUAGUCGCUAUGGACAUGCUCAAAUCUAAAUUGCCUCCAGUUCAAAGACCUAUGGACAUCAAGAACAGACCUCGCAUUCCUAUCCCAGAUGAGGAUCCAUACAGCAUCGCUAGUUCGAACGCAAACGGAUCAGGAUCUAGUGGUAGCUCCGGCGGCUAUGGACAUAACGGUCACGGCGUGGUCGCAGCCACGAGGGAACAGCUAAUGAUGCAGAUGGGCCAGAGGAGAGGGGACAAACCGCCCAAGCUACCCCCCAGGGAGAACGGAUACGGGCCUGCUGAUAUUCCUAAGCCGGAUUACGAUGAUAUAGAGGUGAACGAGCGCGUCCCAACACAGUUCCCGAGAGGCAAGUCCGACAAAGGGAAAGACAACAAGAAAUACGAUGACCCAUACUACUGCGGAUUGCGAGCCCGUGUACCCAACUUUGUGAAGACCAACGGCGCUAAGGUGCUGCCGUCAAUGGCAGAGAGGAUGACUCUUAAAGAGGCGCCAGUACCAAGCAAACGCUACAGCGUGGCUCAUCCUCACCCAGGGCCGUUCCUGCCGCAUAUGCCGCCGUUUGCUCACGCCCCCAUGCCACCAGCAGCUCUAUGGCACGCACGCUCCUACGAGAGCGGAAUCGAUGGCGAUCCCUAUGACCCAUACGCGUUGUAUGGCCGUCUUCCCAUACCUGGCCGCGGCUUUCCACCCCCACCGGCGCCGAAUGCACGCCACAUGUUCAUCGGAGAAUGGGAUUAAGGCUACUUACGGAGACAUGGUUUCCUCUUAAACAAAAGAUACCGUCACAUCUACCCUUCAUAUGUUUUUUAUUCCUAUCGAUUAACUAUUAGUUAAACCAAAGACUCGAAGUCUUUAACGAAAUAAGAUUUGUAACUUAUUUAAAAUUUAAAUGUGACCGUAUCUUAGAAAAACGUUCCAAUAUGAACAUUGUAAAUAUUUGCAUAUUUGUAAAUUAUAAUCGACGAUUAAGUUCAUUUGGUAGUCUAAAUUGGAACAAAUUUCAUGUGCACAAAUCGAAGAUAAUAAAUAUCUACAUGUCAAUAAAUAUUAUAAUUGAAACUAGAAUAAUACUUAAUAUUUAAAUAUCUAUAGUAUUAAUUCUGUAUGUUUUUACAAUUAAUUGAUAAUUAAGGGAACUUUAGACUUCAUAUUUCCAUUGUUUAAUAUAAUUUCUUUGUAUUGUCUUUGUAGUAAGUAGCUUUUUUAUUGUAAUUAAAAUAUUAUUGUAUAAACUAUUAUCUACAUUGUAAUUGUAAGGCUACUCAUAUACAUUCGGUCAGUCGUCUGAUUGCUCGCAAAUACAUUCCUAUAGAUUCGAACUUGCUAAUUUGUUGGCUACGCUUCGUCCUCUUCUUAGAUGCGUCAAUCGAAGUCCAUUGGAACUAUUUAGAACGUUGAUCGCAUUCGGAUAAUCUGACCACUAGCCGACUGUAUACUAGCAGCCUAAGUUAAUUGAUCACUGCCGAUUUAACGACUUAUGCGAUUUCAGUACCACCCGCGUUUUAAUCGCUGUUUAUGUAAUUAGAGUAAGGUGUCAAUCCUAGUCAAAACUGGGUUGGGAAUAUAUACAAUUGGUAAAAGGCGGAUAUAUACAUUACAUAGGUAAGUAAUGAAAUAUGAAUAAUACAUCUACGUAUGCAACGUGAAUAAUAUAAAUACUUUAUUCCAUCCCAAAAUAAAAUAAAAAUAAGAAAAAAUUAAAUUUGUUGUUUAUGGUAUUCAUAAACAAUAAAUGUAAUUUUUAUGUACACAUAAAUAUUUCAGUCGUUAUGGCUGCACUGCCAAGGUUUCGACAACCGACCCAAAAUUUUUGUUUUCAAUUACUGGAAUAAUGAUCAAAAUCAAAUAUUUAAUUAAGUAAUUCGGAUACUAAAAUCACUUGUGAUACAAAUUUCCAUUGCAGUCUGGUAACAUACUUAGUUAUUAUGUUUAUGAAAUUAUAAUCCUUAAGAUUAUUUAUAGAACAAUCGAUUCUUUUUUUUAUUUGACAUGAUUACAACCUUGCUUAUAUGAAUUUAUUUAAGUUAAGAUAGAAAACAUAGGAGUGUAAUAUUGUAUUUGAUAAUAAUAUUAUCGUAUUGUAAAUAUUUUGUUUAUAUUUUUGAAGUGUGAAUAAAAUCACUAUUUUAUCCUUCCAAUACUCAAAUGUCUAAAUAUAAUUAGUUAAGUGUCUAAUACUUUUGUACAAUCAGCUAACCAAGUUUAAUGUUAUUUAUUAAAAUAAUUACUCUAUCUUUGUGUAUUUUUAAAAUUAGAUUUAUAUAUUUUAUACAUUAUGUAGUUAGCUAUUUAGGAUAUAGGCCCUUAAAAGAACGUUAUGUGAAUAAUAAGGUUCUUUUAAGCUUGUAAAUAGAUUACGUUGAUUGCGGAAAACAGAAAUUUAAACAUAUUUGUACAUUCAAAAUUAUUCGGAGGUGCUACCAACGUUACCAUUUAAUCUCUUUUAUAUAUAUAACAUUGUAGUUUUAUUUUAUGAUAAAUGUAUUCCCAUAGUACUUAUUGACUUAUUUAUGGACAUUACUUACGUUAUCAGCAUCGACAUAAUAAUAUUGAAGGAUUUUGAUGCAUUCGAAAGUCAAAGCAAAAGUACAAGAAUGUUUCGUCACUGCUGAACUCUGUAAUUUAAAACUGUAUUGGGUGAAAAAUAUAGGUAAAGUUUGAAUUCAAUAAAAUUAUCAAUUCUUUUUAAACCUUUGUAUAUAUAUA
Achroia grisella is the source of this 3627-nucleotide messenger RNA. RefSeq lists its product as uncharacterized. The record is from RefSeq and is a predicted model, not a curated record. Gene Ontology annotation, molecular function: protein binding. Gene Ontology annotation, biological process: regulation of DNA-templated transcription. Lineage: Eukaryota; Metazoa; Arthropoda; Insecta; Lepidoptera; Pyralidae. The transcript is spliced from 10 exons. The coding region runs from base 250 to 1659 and encodes 469 amino acids.